Messenger RNA from Sordaria macrospora k-hell, 1071 nucleotides. RefSeq lists its product as uncharacterized. Gene Ontology annotation, biological process: mRNA catabolic process; negative regulation of translation. The record is from RefSeq and is a predicted model, not a curated record. Gene Ontology annotation, cellular component: CCR4-NOT complex; P-body; CCR4-NOT core complex. NCBI's taxonomy places the organism in Eukaryota, Fungi, Ascomycota, Sordariomycetes, Sordariales, Sordariaceae.
AUGAUGCAGAAUCCCCAUGUCUACGGCCACCACCAGUACCCCCAGGCCGACUCUGCCUGGCUUCACCAACAGACCUCCCACCACCAGCACGCCCAGGCUGCCGCCGCCGCCGCCAAUGUUGCCCAGCAGCAGCACUAUAACCGCAUGGCCGGCGCACAUAACAAUGUGAAUGCCCUCGCCGCCGCCACCCAUGCGCAGGAUAAUGCCAUUGAGCCCGUGGUCUCGGACGACAACCGCCGUACCCUGCAGUACAUAGCCGAUCUGCUGAACGAGAAUACCAGGGAGGCGGCGCUCCUGGAGCUCAGCAAGAAGCGAGAACAGGUUCCCGAACUGGCCCUAAUUCUCUGGCACUCGUUCGGAGUUAUGACAUCUCUCCUCCAGGAGAUUAUCAGUGUCUAUACCCUCCUCAACCCCUCUCAGCUCACCGCUGCUGCCUCUAACCGGGUCUGCAAUGCCCUCGCCCUCCUUCAGUGCGUGGCGUCUCACAACGAGACGCGUACCCUCUUCCUCAACGCGCACAUCCCCCUCUUCCUCUACCCGUUCCUGAACACGACGUCUAAGUCGCGCCCGUUUGAAUACCUCCGGCUUACUUCGCUGGGGGUCAUCGGUGCGCUUGUCAAAAACGAUUCGACCGAGGUCAUCAACUUCCUCCUCACGACCGAGAUCAUUCCCCUCUGCCUUAGAAUCAUGGAGACCGGGUCGGAGCUCAGCAAGACGGUUGCUAUUUUCAUCGUCCAGAAGAUUCUGCUCGAUGACAAUGGUCUUAACUACAUCUGUGCCACUUAUGAGCGCUUCUACGCUGUCGGCACCGUCCUCAGCAAUAUGGUUGCGCAGCUCGUCGAGCAGCAAACCGCUAGGCUCCUCAAACAUGUUGUUAGGUGCUUCUUGAGACUUAGCGACAAUGCUCGUGCCCGCGAAGCACUCCGCCAGUGCCUGCCGGAGCCCCUUCGCGACGCCACCUUCUCUUCGGUCCUGCGCGACGACGCCGCCACCAAGCGUUGCCUGGCGCAGCUCCUCAUCAACCUGUCCGAUAAUGUAGUCGAACCCAGCACCAGCGGUCUUGGAAUUUAA